AUGGCGCUCUUGUCUCUUCUCCUUGCUUUACCCAUCGUAAAUGCUCUCCCCAGUACGAUAUCAAAUGCCUCCCUCGAAAGCGGCGACGUCCACACUCGGGAUAUCACCAAGUUGUGUCUUUGGACCAACUGCAAUGGGAAGUGCCCAGUAGGAUUCAGUCCGGUCCCACGUGCCACCGGCGGCCAAGGCGAAGUCAUGCUCGAUAGCACUAUUUGCAACGGCCCUGGUCUCUCGGUGUUCUGCUGUCCGAGCGCCUCCCGCUACCUACGUGUACGUGGAGAGGACACAGAGGCUCCGGUGCAUGCCGACCCGGGUGCGGCCAAGGCGAAGUGGAAGUUGGCACUCUCCGCAGGGGAUGCUCCUCGAAGCACCAGAGCGCCUGCUGCACAGCAAGUCCCGCAUUGGAGGCAUACGGUCAAUGCAAGUGGCACGGCGAAGCUCCGAUCUGUUCAAAGUCAGAAAAGUCGAAAACCCCCACUCAUGCUCCAUGCAGCGAUGAAUACCCCGAAUUUGUCCUCGCCGCGAGUGCUGGGUUUGGGGGCGAACAGAUCUGCGACUCUGGUAACGGUUUACGCCCACUCUAAUUAUUGCACGGCUGAUAUCAGUGCAGGCGCCAAAAGCUAUUGCUGCAAACAGACACCGAACGAAUUCACCAUGUGUAACUGGUUCAAAAAGGAGACACAUUCGCAACCCGACAACGUCUGCGAGCCCUCUUGCCCACCUAAUCACGUCAGACUUUCCGUUCAGCGCGGUGACUGUACCCAAGGCCAUGAAGCAUUUUGCUGCGCUGGGGGGGCGCCACCACCUCCUCCUCCGCCACCGCCGCCGCCGCCUCCUUCUCCCUCGCCUCAGCCUCAACCCCCAUCUACCCCGGGUUGGGUCAAACACGUGAGCGAUUUUGAGCGUGCAGCACAAUUUUGGACUGUGCCGGAUCUGAUUGCCGAAUCUGCAAGCGCAGUGGAGAGUGAGGGGAUAUCUGCUGGCGCGACCGACUUCGACACACAAUGGAGAUUCCAAGGCUCCUCGUACGCUGAUCUGGGCCAAUAUCUCGACGACCACCCUCUGCAAAACCCCCGCGCCGUUGUGGAUGAACUACUGUACGACAUUCCAGCAUGGAGCCAAAGGAUGCGUGCUAUGGACGUCUUAAAAACACGGAUCUGUCAAUAUCCUGGUCAAUUAGUAUCGACAGGAGACACAUUUGGAGCGGGAUCCGAUGGCAUAAGUUGGACGAAUACUACGACGGCGUCUAAUCGCUCCUCUGCAAUCUUCCCGAGGCACUUUUUCUCUGAUCCUAAGGCGCCAGACAUUCCGCCAGCUCCCAAUGACGGAGUUCCAACUUUUGGCACUAUUUUUCGUGGCAUCAUCAAUGGAUACCUUAGUCUCCAUUAUGCGAGAUGGAUGUGGCCCAUGCUCGAAGUCGCGUACUGGAUCGGACCGCGUCCUGGCUAUACGGAAGACCCGAUAUCAGACCGGAAUAUGCGUCUUGACAUUUACCGAGACCAGCGUCCAUAUCAUUUACCCCUGGGUGUACGCGACCGAUGGGUCGUCCUCCACAUUCACUUCCCCGGAAACUCCCCGCACAUCUUCCGAGACAUCGGUGGUCACACUUAUGUCAGUGUGUCAGGUAUCACGAUGUACCAUGGCCAAUACGCGACAAACCAAGAGGGGGCGUACUGGCAAGUCUACAACCGGGAGAAUGGACGAGAAAGCAACUUCGAUUACAACGCUCGUCUGGUCGUUAAUUGCCCGUGGUACUUUGACGCCCAAUCAGUGCCCGCCGGCCGAAGGCCAGGCAUCAUCCCCAUUGGACAUGCGGUGGACGCCCCAUACGCUGACGUUCCAUACUGGGGUGAUUUCCUGACAGUUAUGACCGGCCUCUACAACAUGGGUUAUCUGUCGCAACGUGGCUUUCGGGCGAUCCUAGCUUCACCACAUUACAAUGACCACGGAGAAAUCUUGCCCAGUCCAGCGGCACCCGCUUAUAAGUCCUUAUCCACUCCUACCGUCCUGACGAAUAACAUGAUGGUUGCGCCCUGGCACACGAACUUUAGAUUCGACGAACAUGGGCGAUUCAUCUACAACAUUCCAAUGCCGCCUUAUCCUUUGCCUUUGUUUGUGCCCGGUCCUCCAAUUCCGCCUCCACCUUCGCAUUCAGCACCUCCCCCUCCCCCGCCGCCUCCGCCGCCUCCGCCACCUGGACCGCCUCCACCACCUCCACCACCUCCACCGCCACCUCCAGCUCCCCCUGUCCCUGCUUCUCUCUGA
This is a messenger RNA of Trematosphaeria pertusa, 2265 nucleotides long. RefSeq lists its product as uncharacterized. NCBI's taxonomy places the organism in Eukaryota, Fungi, Ascomycota, Dothideomycetes, Pleosporales, Trematosphaeriaceae. The record is from RefSeq and is a predicted model, not a curated record. Bases 1 to 2265 code for a protein of 754 amino acids. The transcript is spliced from 6 exons.